Molecule: messenger RNA, 457 nt
Organism: Frieseomelitta varia
Lineage: Eukaryota; Metazoa; Arthropoda; Insecta; Hymenoptera; Apidae
Exons: 2
Coding region: 1-438 (145 amino acids)
Source: RefSeq, a predicted model, not a curated record
AUGUCUCGCGUUUCUCGGAUCCUAAGUAACGGUUAUCUAAGAGAGAAAGUCGUGUUGGAACCGGAAAUGAAUUGCGAGGGUCACGUUGUGAAACGGUCGCAAUCCGGACGUGAAUUCAAGGAAGCGAAUUUCGCUAGGAUCUCGACCUUGAAAAAGUGCCGAAGCGUGGAUGGAACUUCCAAACGGCCAAAAAUCAACAACAUUCGUAGGCUGAAGACAAGGGGCUUAAAGGUGCCGCUGGUCCCCGAGAGAAUCGUCAAUAUAGUCAACAUUUUGCAGCACGAGAAAUUUCUGGACAUGGUCGGUCAGUUCUUCAAGCCGAAUUCCAAGAAACAAUCGCGAAUCAAGAAACCACAAUCGAAAGCGUCCGAUACGAGCAAAAGUCUUGAUUGUGGGGCCGAGGUGCAUAUGUCCGCCAUUUGUGAGAACACUUUGUAAUUCGUCGUUCGAAUAAAUG